AUGCGCACAGCCCUCACCGACCGUCUGGGCAUUCAGCACCCCAUCGUCGUCGCGCCCAUGGCCGGCGCUGCAGGAGGUCUCCUCGCCUCCGCGGCGAUCCAAGCCGGUGCUUUCGGCUUCAUCGCAAGUGGUCAUACACCCUUGCAAGAACUGAAGAACCAAAUCGAGAUCGGUCGAAAGGCGUUGGGAUUGAAGCAAGGGGAUGCGAUCCCUUUCGGGAUCGGGUUGAUUUGUUGGAAGUUUGAGAAAGCGCACGGGGAACCGCAGAUGGCGGAGGAGUUUUUUGAGACGAUCGUGGAGGCCAAGGUGAAGGGGGUUUGGUUGAGUUUUGGGGCGGACUUGAAGGAAUGGGUUGGGAGGAUUAGAGCAUUGGAGAAGGAGGCGAUGGAGAGGGAGGUCAGGGAGGGGGUCGAGGAAGGGAAGAGGAGGAAGAGAAUGACGGUCUUUGUCGCCGGGGGAUCUGUGGAUGAGGUGUUGCAGAUGAAGGAGUGGGAAGGGGUCGAUAUCGUGGCUGCUCAAGGUACGUUAUAGAGGGGAUCUAGGGGCGCGCAAAGGGGUGGGGGUGCGAUCGGGCCGAAAAAUCUGCCUUCUUGGAGAAAUGGGAACUAAUUUCUCGGACCCGACGCCACUCCCGUUUCACAGGUCUCGAAUCAGGUGGCCAUGGUCCGACGUACAAAGUCGGACUCCCCAUCAUCUCCUUCAUCCCGACCGUCGCAGCCCAAUUCGGACCGACCUUCCCUUCGGCCCCUCUACUCCUCGGUAGUGGAGGGAUCGCGACCGGUGCUCAACUCGUCGCGAUCCUCGCUCUCGGCGCUUCGGGUGCCGUCAUGGGAACCGCUUUUCUCCCCACAAUCGAAGCGACCUACUCCAAAGGUCAGAAGAAACGCAUCACCUCCGCCAAGGGGGAAGAGACGGUGCGGAGUAUGAAUUUCGAUCAUGCGAGGGGCACGUUGGGGUGGGGCGAACAUGUCGAUGGGAGGGGGGUGAGGAAUUUGACGACGGAGGAGAGCGUGGAGGACGUUGCGAGUGAAGAAGGGAAGAGGAAGUAUACGGAAGCGGUCAGGGAGGAUAAUACCGAGAGGAUCAUCGUUUGGGCUGGUGAGUGGGGUCGUUGUUGUGGUAGACGGUGACGAGGUGGGCGAGCUGGUCGCUGACCAAGGCCCGCUCUUCAACUUUUAUUUUCCAUCGGCCCAGGCACAAGUGUGACUUUGGUCGGACAAGAUUCAAGAGGCGAAGACUUUGCAAAGACCGAAACCAUCGUGAAGCGGAUUGUAGGGGAAGCUGAAGAGGCAAUACAGCGCGUAGCUCGGCUCGGAGCGGCCUGA
Messenger RNA from Microbotryum saponariae, 1325 nucleotides. Lineage: Eukaryota; Fungi; Basidiomycota; Microbotryomycetes; Microbotryales; Microbotryaceae. The record is from the annotation of a GenBank genome assembly.